This is a messenger RNA of Clarias gariepinus (North African catfish), 7190 nucleotides long. It is a transcript of the gene rxraa, whose product is annotated as retinoid X receptor, alpha a. Gene Ontology annotation, cellular component: RNA polymerase II transcription regulator complex; nucleus. The transcript is spliced from 11 exons. Bases 293 to 1804 code for a protein of 503 amino acids. Gene Ontology annotation, molecular function: nuclear steroid receptor activity; nuclear receptor activity; zinc ion binding. NCBI's taxonomy places the organism in Eukaryota, Metazoa, Chordata, Actinopteri, Siluriformes, Clariidae. Gene Ontology annotation, biological process: cell differentiation; response to retinoic acid; retinoic acid receptor signaling pathway. The record is from RefSeq and is a predicted model, not a curated record.
GAGUGAGAGAGAGAGAGAGUGUGUGUGUGUGAGUAAGUGAGUGAGUGAGAGAGCGAGAGAGCGAGAAACAAACUAUCAACUAUCGCAAAAGUGAAAACCGGACAGAGUGUCAGUGAGCGCUGCUUUCCAACACUGCGCUUUUACGCGGAUCCGCGUUUUUACCGCCGGCAGCGAGGACGCGCUCGAUUUCCCUUUCAAGCCAGAACAUAAAGCUCAAAAGAAAAAAGAAAAAAAAAAGAAAAACAACACGGCUUGUGUCAGCUGGCAUUGGCAUGAGCUAACCCGAUCAGACAUGGAAACCAAACCAUUCUUAUCAUUGGGGUUCCUGAAACCCCAGUGCUCGCUGGCGCCGCCCCCUCAGAGAGGCCGCUCGGGGGAAUCCUGCUCCUGUUUCAGCGGCAUGUGUCCUCUCCAUCAGCGCAGACUCUCCACAGACUCAGGUCAUGUGACCUCAUCUCCUCUGAGCUCUCCCACGUCUCACCGUCCCAUGCAUCCUCCCCUGCUGAGCCCGACUUCCAUCGGAGCCUCGGGAUCCCUGCACUCACCCAUCAGCACACUCAGCUCGCCAAUGAACGGCCUCGGCUCUCCCUUCUCCGUCAUCAGCUCGCCCAUGGGCCCGCACUCCAUGGCGUCUCCCGGCAUGGCCUACGGCCCCAGUGUUAGCCCACAGAUGUUACAGUUGAACUCGCCGAUGAACUCCGUCAGCAGCUCGGAGGACAUCAAGCCGCCAGUGGGCAUCAACGGCAUGAUGAAGGUGCCAGCGCAGUCCUCGGGGACGCCUCUGUCUCUCACCAAACACAUCUGUGCUAUCUGCGGAGAUCGCUCCUCUGGUAAACACUACGGCGUCUACAGCUGUGAGGGGUGCAAGGGGUUCUUUAAGAGAACCGUACGGAAGGACCUGACCUACACCUGCAGAGACAACAAGGACUGCGUGAUCGACAAGCGGCAGCGGAACCGCUGUCAGUACUGCCGCUAUCAGAAAUGCCUGGCUAUGGGCAUGAAGAGAGAAGUUUUUUUGCAUACAGCCGUUCAGGAGGAGCGCCAGCGAGCCAAGGAACGUAACGAGAACGAGGUAGAGUCAAGCAGCAGCGCCAACGAGGACAUGCCGGUGGAGAAGAUCCUAGAGGCCGAACUCGCCGUCGAACCCAAGACCGAGACGUACAUCGAGACCAACCUGGGCGUGCCGUCCAAUUCGCCCAAUGAUCCAGUCACUAAUAUCUGCCAGGCGGCAGACAAGCAGCUCUUCACCCUGGUGGAAUGGGCCAAGAGGAUCCCGCACUUCUCUGAACUGCCCUUGGACGAUCAGGUCAUCCUGCUGCGAGCAGGAUGGAACGAGCUGCUCAUUGCGUCGUUCUCGCACCGCUCCAUAGCCGUAAAGGACGGAAUUCUGCUUGCCACCGGGCUCCACGUGCACAGGAACAGCGCCCACAGUGCCGGAGUGGGAGCUAUAUUCGACAGAGUGCUCACAGAGUUGGUGUCAAAGAUGAGGGAUAUGCAGAUGGAUAAAACAGAGCUGGGAUGCCUACGAGCCAUAGUGCUGUUCAACCCAGACUCUAAAGGCCUGUCAAACCCCAGUGAAGUGGAGGCUCUGAGGGAGAAGGUUUACGCCUCUCUGGAGGCAUACUGCAAGCAUAAAUACCCCGAUCAACCCGGGAGGUUCGCAAAGCUGUUGCUGCGGCUGCCUGCGCUGCGUUCCAUCGGCCUUAAGUGUCUAGAACACUUGUUCUUUUUCAAGCUCAUCGGGGACACGCCCAUCGACACCUUCCUCAUGGAGAUGUUGGAGGCGCCUCAUCAAAUGACAUAAAGAUAUCACGACCCUCCUGUCGCCCUGGGAGACUGGGAGGAAGCUAGCACCUCCUUCUUAACAAAGACUCCUCCUUAAAUGUGACGUUAUACGCUGGACGGGGGCUCAGCAAGCUGUUCCCUCCAAUCUGUGUCUCAUAACGUGCCCGCAGGGUCUCUUUUUAUACUUUGUAUAAAGAUAUAAAUAAAAAGAUUAAUAAUUUGAGUGGGACUCUAAAGGCAACAAAUAAUACAGGACAUGAUGACUAAACCAUAAGUUCAUGUAAAAAAAAAAACAACAACAACAAAAAAAAAAAAACAAUAAAGGAAGCAAAACACAACAAGAGACUCUUCAGACAGAAGGAUUGUUGGAAAGCAUGGUCUUGGGAAUGAUGCGAUCGAAGCUGUGGAGAUGAUCUGGCUCUUGACUUAAGGAAAGGAAAGCUCCACACCAGGCCUUCAACAGUAUGAACAACAUCUGGCUCCAGAUGUCUGGGGAUAUGAGCGCUCAGAGAUGGAUUGCACAUCAGAGUGUGAAUCACGACGAUGACGAUAACGAUAAAGACGAGCUUUCAGAUCAGGAGAACCGAGCACCAUCUUCACGUGACUUCUGGUUUGAACAAUGGGGGAACAUUUAUGGCUUUGAAUGCCCAGGUGUUAACAGCUGUUCCUCAGCGUACUGGUAUGAGCGAUACCGUCCCACAGUUAAAACCAGAUCGUGUGAGGGAACAGGAAACGAAAAACUUUUUUGUUUGUAGGGACUCCACUCACAACUCUCGAAGACUUUUCACUGUGUCUCAGUUCCCGCCCAGACGUACAUGGAUAGUUUUGAACACGUAGUUUUAUUCUCAUCGUUUUUUAGCUUUCUGUCCACACAUUUUAGGUCACUUAGAACAAAGCUGGCCUUCAAGCUAAAGUAAUUUCAGAAAACGUUUACGUCAUAGCGCGAGCUGGUCUAUAUUAUUGCUAAUUGCUAAAUGAUGCAUUUUAAUUCCUCUACCGGUAAAUGCGCAUGCUCUUGAUGUAUGACAUACUGUCGCCACCUACUUGGACCGUCUUCUCAUGUGAGCUUUCUUUUAAAUGAUCUUUGCAUUUUUAUGUCGAAAUAGAUAAUUUCUAAAUAUGUGGGUUGAGAUACUUUCGGAAACAGUAUUAGUGUGAACAGGGAGAGUUUCUAAAACACUGUCAGUAUGAACCAAUAACUUUUUUUGUACAACAUUGUGGGUGUGAACGGAAAUAUUUUCAAAACAAGUCAGCAUGAUUAGAGAUAUUUUCGAAAACACUGUCAGCAUGAACGAAUUUCUUUUUCUGUAACACGUUCUGUGGGUGUGAAAGGAGAAAUCUUCGAAAACACUGUUAGUGUGAAUUUAGAAAUUUUCGAAAAAACAUUGCUGGUGUAAACUGAGCUAUUUUUUUUUUAAAACAGUGUGAACUGAUUUUUUUUUUUUCUUUCAAAAACAGUCAGUAUAAACGGAAAUUUUAAAAACACCAUCAUUAUGGAAAAAUUUUUAAAAACAACAUUUAGCAUGAGAUAUUUUCGACAGUCAGUAUGAGCGAAGAAAUUCCUAAAACCCUUGUCAAUAUGAAUGGAGAUAUUUUUUUAAAAAGCAAGGAAAUUUUCGAAAAAUAUUGUUUGUGAGAUCGGCGAUAAUUUUUAAAAGUACUGCUCAUAUGGACGUAAAUAUUUUCUGAAAAAAAAAAUUUGUGUGGGUGGAUUUUUUUAUUUUUUUUGCCUUUUUUUAACAGUAGAAUAAAACUAUGUUUUUCAAAACCAUCCAUGUAUGUGUGGACGAGGCCUCAGAGAAGUCCAGAUCAUCACUAAAGCAGGUGGUUUGCGGUACACCAGUUCACCUCCGCCGUAGUCAAGCCCAGGUGUGGACUGCUGCAUCACUUGUACACAACGUUACUGCCACACUCAGUAUUCAUUUCUGUUUCACAACGUGCAAUUACCUCUUUCACUCCUCCGUCGUCGGUCCCUGACCCCCCCUAACCCCCCACCCCCACGUCCCUUUCCCUGCAGUUCACCUUAUGAGGACGUCUUUGUUUGUUAGCACUUAACCUCAUACUCUGAGCCUUACCUGGUUAGUUGGCUCUUGAGGGGGGACAGGGGCCAAUGACCAUCCACAACCUGCACUUCUCUGGGCAAACCAAGUGUCGUUUAAGAUUACAUUUUUUUGGUUUUUUUUUUUUUUUUUGUCUCUAUCUUUGAGUGUGAAAUGUCCUGAGCUUUGUAAUGUUUCUAUAUUCUCCAUCUUUGUUUCUUUGUUGUUGUUUCUUUCCCAAUGCUGCUGCUGCUGCUUAACUAUGCAUCUUAGCAUUUUUUCCAAAGACUGCCCAUGGUGAGGCUGAUGUCACCCCCCGCAACAAAAUCUCUACAGCACAUCAAACCAGCCCUGAGCCUCAGUUUAAGUUUAAUUUUGACCUUAAGAGGAGCAGGAGCAGGGAUUGGUUCCCCCCGGUGCUAAUGUGUACGCGCGCAGAGUUCUGCUGCGAGCGUUUAUUUGCAGUGAGGAAAUGAGAGAGCUGUUACUUCCCCCUGGUGGAUGAGGUGCAACACUGCGUAAUUACUUGAAGGAAUUAAUUGGGGAAAAAAUGGCACUUUUUCAAUGUAUUAUAUCUUUCAUUUAUCUGGACAAAGGAUCGGACAUGGAUUCGUAAUCGGUUAAUAUAAUUAACUGAAUUUCUGUUUUUUCUUUUUUUUUAGAAAAAUUUUGAAUAUUAUUGAAGCUGACAGCUGGGGAACUUUUAUUCCCCUUAGUUUUAGUUUAAUUGCCAGCAGUGAUAAGAGUCUUGAUCAUACAAACAUGGUGGUGGAAAAUCGUUAAAUUGUAAAGAAAAACUAAACAAAAUCUAGUUAAUCAGACAAGAUAUGAUUACUGAUCUGGAGUAUACAGCGGUACCUCGGCAUAUGGAUUGUUCUUACAGCGGAAUUUCGUAUUGCGAAACACAUUUUCCCAUAGGAAAUAAUGUAAAUGCAGAUAAUCUGUUCCAGCCACCCAAAUAUAUUACCAAUAUUACCAUUUUCCAACACUAUAAUCAUAUUCUUUGCAUAUAAAAUCAAUCAAAAUAUUUGGAAAAAAAAGUUAUCUAAAUGAAAAAAAAAAUAGGCAUUAAACCUCAUUUAACCUUUAUUUAUGAUUCCUCUUGGCACCGGCUGCUUUUUAUGUUGGUUGUAUGCCAAAAAUGCUUCGUAUGCUAAAGCAAAUUUCUUGCAAAAAUUUCAGUUCUUAAGGUGAAAAUUCAUAAGGUGUAGCGUUCGUAUGCCGAGGAUCCACCGUAUUUACUCUUUUAGUUUUGGCACUGGAGCUAUGAUGCUAAUCUAGCUAACUAGGAAUGGUACCCAAAGACUUUUCCUCAGAUAAUAUUCAGGUAUUUAGACACGUAGGACACAGUUUGACCUACUGGUUUCACAGAACCAUCAGCCCAAAACACAGUCCAAAAUUUUAUUCGUUUUAAAUCACAGAGGUCCUGCUACUUAAUCAAUAAUUGUCAGUGACACAGAUAAUUGGUGUAUGCUAGUUAUUUUAAUUAAUUUAUCUUUUUUUUUUGCCUGGUUGUGUUAGCAAUGUUGCUACUUUUUUUUUUUUUUACUUCACCCUACCUGACAUCAGAACAGAUUGUUGAAAAGCAUUUUGUCCUUCUCCAUGAUCACCAAAGCAUUACAUUAUUUACCACCUAAAGCUAAUAUAUCAGGGCAUUGGAGGCUCAGUGCUACUGUGGGUUUCCCACCAUAAAUGAUACGAGCCUAAAAAUGCCAUGCGGCUCAAUUCCCACCCAAUGCCGAAACUCCAGCCACCGGAUGCAGUACCGGUUCCAAGCCCGGAUAAAAUGUGAGGGUUGCGUCAUGAAGAAACCUGUGCCGAGGUGUGUACGUGGCGGAUGGUUCACGGUGGCGACCCCUCGAUGGGAGCAGCUGAAAGACUGUGUGUGUAAAUGGCGUUCUUCAGCUGUGUAUAUGAUGGCAGAUGCUUGUGGAAAAGAUCUUGCCUGCAGAAGAUUUCCAUUACUUGUAAGCAACAUUAGCUUUGUCGCUCCAGUCCGAAACUAAAGAAACAAACGCCAGACCCCCAACGCCUCUUGGCUGAGCAGUUAUAUUUGAUUUUCUCAAGAAUUGCCUUGUAAAAAAAAAAAAAUUAUUCACAGGAAUUGACUCAAAACCAAAUUACUCCUUGACAAAUCAGGUUUUGAGGCAAGAAUUGUCACAGGGUUCCUGAAGCCAUAUACAGAUUUGUGAAAUUGCUUACAACCAAGACGCGCUCUCCUGCAACCAACACAAGUCCUCUGACCUUAAAGAUCGUCAUCGCUUUAUAUAUAUAUAUAUAUAUAUAUAUAUAUAUAUAUAUAUAUAUAAAGCCUUUACGAUGACGAUAUAUACAUAUAUACCCUAAAGCUAUAUUUUGUCUAUAUGUACAUGUGUAUAUAUUUAGAAAUACAAAUAUAUAGAAAUAUACAAUUCUUUCCUUAAAUGUUCCCAGUGUUUUAGUGUUAGCAGAGAGACAAGUGCUUCGUGCCCUACUUUAGAAAACAGGCCUAAUUGCACUGUGUAAUAUUCGGAAAGGUUUUAGAAAGGAGUGUUUUAUAUUUUGUAAAAAAAAAAAAACCUGAUUGCUGAAGUACUAGCAGGUCUAAGCGCUAACACAUGAUCACGCACCAGCUCCUUCACUGUUUUACAAUCACAAUCAUGCUUACGAGACCUAAAGAACUGCGACGACAAGCCAAAAAAAAAAAAAAAAGGAAAUACAAAAAAACAAGAGGCAAAGAAGAAGCCGUUUGCUCUGUCGGCUGUGUAUAUACAACACGGCGAUCCAUGAAACGGGUUUUAUUCAGGUGCAUUUUUUAAAACCUGGGUCUUUUCAACUAUCAAUUAAGUGAUAAUCAGGAACAUCUUUGAUUGUGAUUAUGAUUAUGAUGAUUGUGAUCCGAAUCGACUCGAUGAGUACAGGCUGAACAGGGAACUAAAGGAGAAAGGGGGAGAAGGUUAUGUAAUUGCCUAACGAGGAUGACCUUUGACCGUAACACAAUCACUUGUUUAGUUGCUACACAGAGAGACACCUAAAAAGAUCUAUUUUUGUACAAAUGUAAUUUUAUCACGUGCUUAUUUCUUCAUACCUUCCUUCAUACCUCCUACGUGGGCUGUUGUAUACAUUGUGUAAAUGUUAAUUUGAUAUGGGAAAGAGUCGAGACACUCAGACCUCUAUAAAAGUCGGGGACGGGAACCGAGAGGCCCUUUUGCAGCUUUUGCCUGUACUUUACCUUUUUGUUUUUGUUUUGUUUCCUAUUUCAUGUCACUGAGUGACAGGAUCCUCUGCCUAAUUUUUUUUUGUCUGUUUUCGAGAUGUUAUUUGUGCUUUGUUCGUUGUUGUUCUUUCAUGAAAGUAAGAAAAAAAAAUAAAAGUUUAAAAAGAUUA